This is a messenger RNA of Myotis davidii, 498 nucleotides long. Its product is annotated as olfactory receptor 1094-like. Gene Ontology annotation, cellular component: membrane. The transcript has a single exon. Gene Ontology annotation, biological process: G protein-coupled receptor signaling pathway; sensory perception of smell. The record is from RefSeq and is a predicted model, not a curated record. Lineage: Eukaryota; Metazoa; Chordata; Mammalia; Chiroptera; Vespertilionidae. Gene Ontology annotation, molecular function: olfactory receptor activity; odorant binding; G protein-coupled receptor activity. The annotation marks the transcript as partial.
UUUGGGACCACAGAAUGCUUCCUCUUGGCUGCAAUGGCAUAUGACCGCUAUGUAGCAAUCUAUGACCCUCUCCUGUAUUCAGUCAGCAUGUCACCCAGAGUCUAUGUGUCACUCAUCAUUGCUUCCUAUGCUGGUGGCAUUUUGCAUGCUUCUAUACACACAGUGGCCACCUUUAGCCUAUCCUUCUGUGCAUCCAAUGAAAUUAGACAUGUCUUUUGUGACAUCCCUCCUCUCCUUGCCAUUUCUUGUUCUGACACACACACAAACCAGCUUCUACUCUUCUACUUUGUGGGCUCUAUUGAGAUAGUCACCAUCCUGAUUGUCCUGGUCUCCUAUGGUUUUAUUCUGUUGGCCAUUCUGAGGAUGCAUUCUGCUGAAGGGAGGAGAAAAGUCUUCUCCACAUGUGGCUCUCACCUAACUGGAGUGUCAAUUUAUCAUGGAACCAUCCUCUUCAUGUAUGUGAGACCGAGUUCCAGCUACGCUUUGGACCAUGACAUG